Rangifer tarandus platyrhynchus (Svalbard reindeer) is the source of this 891-nucleotide messenger RNA. The record is from the annotation of a GenBank genome assembly. NCBI's taxonomy places the organism in Eukaryota, Metazoa, Chordata, Mammalia, Artiodactyla, Cervidae.
AUGGUCAGCACCUCUCCGGGAGAGUGUCCUUCCGAUCACUGCCGGUCUUCCUACACUGCAGCCCCCCAGGAGGCGGCUCCCAGACCGGCCGUCCUUCACCACCUCACCCACUUCUCUGCAGCAGGAAGACGAGAGCAGUACUCCCCCAACCCUAUGGCCCCUGCUUGCUUGACCUGCCCUCCACAACUCCCACACCAGCCUCUGGAUGAAGCGGGCCGAGCUGCAGGCCCCAGAGAAGGGAAUGCGCUCAUCUGGCUGUUCCUUGUGCCGGUCACGGGCGAGAGGGUGGGAGCAGGGCCCCGGGGAGAGCAGCAGCGGGCUGGCCCCCCUUCCCUUCCAUGCGCCCACCCACGGCCUUCGUCCACUCACCUGGAGUGCAGCACAGGCCCUGGCCUGGCUCCCCCAAGUGCCCCCCCGCCCCCGGGCUGCCAGGCCAUCUUUGUCAUUCUUCUGGGGGCGUCUCUGGGCGAGGCACUGGAGCCAGUCCGCACGUGCAGGCUGUUGCCUCAGCCUUACCGCUCAGAGUCCUACAUGUCCUCACCGCCCCGGAGCGGGGCAAUCCACGCUGCUCGCAUUCGCCGCUCAGGCAGCACCAAACCCCUCACCUGCUGGCUCCGUCCCCAGAGGACCCACAGGCCACGUGAGGCCGGCCGCAUCCACUCCCAGCUGGGGGCCUUCUCUCCUGAGCUGCACGGGAGCCUCACCCACUCCCACAGGCAUCCGCACAGGCGCUCGUGCGCUCCUGAAGCCAGCACCCUCCUGACUUCCAUCCACCUCACAGGAGAAUGCUGGCAGCUCACAGCCCUGAACUUCACCUCUCGGUGCUCAGUCAACAGCUGUGCCCUUCGUUUGCCUAGAAACAUCUCUGAGGGAAAAUACUGUGGAGAGUAG